AAACACUAUCGAAAUGGAUGAGCUGAUGAAGCAAAAGUUACCAACAAAUCUAGAGAAUGCGGGACAGGAACUCACCUGCAGUGUGCUGUUUACCAAUCCAAAAUGUCACCCAAAAGGUAAUGGCGCUGGGGUCGAACUGAACUCGGUAGCGCAAUUUGUUUCGAAAACAGAGGAUCUAGAAGUGGAUCGGGUCAUAAAUAGAUUUUCCAAGAAAAGCUUUAAAAAGGCGAGGAAUUUGAAUCGCUCUCUGUUCGAAAUUGGUCAUAAUUUCGAGAAUGUUGAUGGCUGGUUGAAUUUAAAGCAACCGCUCAAGGGUAAAAUGACCCCGGUUCUUCGCUACAUUAUCGAGGGUCACCUCAUGACCACCGUGAAAAUAGAGAUUAAUAAAAUGUACUUCAACUGUCAUUUUAUUGUACUCCAGGCUUACUCCAGUUUCUUCAAGGAGUUAAAGCAAAAACCCCUGCUGAUAACCCUUCCCAAGGAUGUUGUCUCCCAAAAGGCCUUCAUGCUCAUCUACAAAUGGAUGCUGAGUGAUAAACCCAGUUUGGAACGCCGAUAUAUUCUGGAUAUAUUUGUGGCAGCCACCUAUUUGAGGAUCGACAAUGUGUUGGAGCAUUGCUGGAAGUUUUUCGAUGAGGCUAAAUACUACAAUGAAGAAUCGGCUUGUGUCCUGUAUGUUGAAACUCGAAAUCAUCCUGCUUUGGAUGUGGUGCGAAAUGUGAUGCUGACCAGGAUACAAAAGUUCCUUUUGACUUUUGUAGCUACAAAGGAUUUCCUGGAGCUCCCUCUCACGCAUUUAAUUUAUCUGAUAAGUUCUAGUUCGGUGUGUAUAAAUACAGAGAUUGAGAUUCUGUUUAUGGCUGUGCGGUGGUUGGGUCACAAUUGGAGCCAGAGGGGUGAACAUGCGGAGCGUUUGAUGUCGAGUGUUUGCUUUCCACAGAUGCCUCUAUGGUAUCUCAUUUAUUUGCGACGGGAAGAAGAUAACAAGAUUAUGUUAAAUAUACUAUCUUUACCGGAAAUGGAUAGACGGAUCAACGAAGCCAUUUCGGGCAUCACCUCGCGAAUUUAUGAAGAGGAACUGGCGGUUUUGGAGGGCCGUGCUUUCAAAAAGGAGAAUCUUUCUUUGAAACCGACCACUACCCAUCGAAUCUGGAUUCGUGAUAGCUUAUGCGGAUACUUACACUGGACUGGCUGCCCGAAUACCCGCGAAAUACGAUUCCAUCAUUUCGAAGAAUAUUUGACUGAACUGCAACAGAGUUCACCAGAUCACUGGUCCAAAGUGAAGAUGAAAGAUCCAAGCAAAAAGUUCGAUUGUUGCAGAUUGAGAAAAGCUCGCUUAACAGAUCCAUUUCCUGUUGAAAAUGAAAAGAAAACUACAGAACAACCGUUACAAAACAAAAGGUUGGGGUCUUUGCUUAUAUAAAUUAUUCAAGCUUUCCACCUUUAUUGC
This is a messenger RNA of Drosophila ficusphila, 1450 nucleotides long. RefSeq lists its product as uncharacterized. The record is from RefSeq and is a predicted model, not a curated record. The transcript has 3 exons. NCBI's taxonomy places the organism in Eukaryota, Metazoa, Arthropoda, Insecta, Diptera, Drosophilidae. Bases 14 to 1423 code for a protein of 469 amino acids. Gene Ontology annotation, molecular function: protein binding.